Molecule: messenger RNA, 1436 nt
Organism: Ceratina calcarata
Lineage: Eukaryota; Metazoa; Arthropoda; Insecta; Hymenoptera; Apidae
Product: m-AAA protease-interacting protein 1, mitochondrial
Exons: 3
Coding region: 659-1369 (236 amino acids)
Biological process (GO): protein insertion into mitochondrial inner membrane from matrix
Cellular component (GO): mitochondrial inner membrane
Molecular function (GO): ribosome binding
Source: RefSeq, a predicted model, not a curated record
AUUAAAUCACAUCUUUUUCUUAAUUCAUGAUAGAUCGAGAGAAAAAUUGUUUGCAUGUACGUCCAAGUACACUAACCAAAUGAUUAAUUCAAUUAUCAUGCAGUCAGAUAACAUAAUAUUUCAUUUUUUUACCAACAUCUUUGACUAUAUAGACAAAGCCUAACACUGUCAAGUUCCAGGUCCAGGAUCUCCAGCACUAGACUGACUGUAGGACUGCAGUUUGCUUAUUAUGCAUUAUUAUGCUUGUAUGUUUAUACGAGAUACCCCUGUUUUCAGGUACAUACAUUGAGGAACAAUGAGAAAAAAGUUCUUAAAAUAAUAAGAAAGUGUUUCCGCCAUAACUACAAUUACGGUCCAAUAGUCUGAUCAUAAUCAUCGAAUUAGAAAUUUGAAAUAUUGAUUAAUUCUUUAGCUUUGCCGUUGGAUGGUAUUAGCAAUGCAUUUCGCAUUUUCACAUAAAGAGAAACAUUUCGUUACAAAUAGACAAAUUCCUUCUGAACCGUGUUUCAAAUGAUCAUCAAUAAUUCUUUCGUUGGACAUUCACGUUUUUCCUUGUUCGUAAUUGUUCGCAUGCAUAGGUUACUUAGGUUAGACGGCGUCUAUGAUACAAUUCGCUCGUACAGUACAUAAAUGAAAGUUAAUCGAAUACAGUACGGAAAUGUUGUUGCUAGUACGACUGGAAAGAUGUGCGUUUCAUACGCAAAUGCGACAAUUGGUUACGCUUCGAAUGUGCAGUAGGGCACUAGUGAAGACUGAUGCCGCGUUCCGGGACCGGGUUGAGUGCAAUAAUAUAAAUUUAUCGAAUCUUGGUGCGUACAGGUCGAUUAACACUAACCCUCAAAGACGAUCCGAAGAUUUUCAUCUGCCACCGUUAAUGUGGCAAAAGACGCCGAUGUCGCUCUUCCCACUGUUCAAUAUCUGCAUGUCGUAUUUAAUUAUACGUACGACCAUCGACAGAGAGUUCAGGUUAAAAGAUUUCGUAAAUGGAGCCAGACAGGCAAUCUCGGUGAUAUCCAAUGCUCUAGCUACGCAGAAUUAUGAUAUGUUGGAUGGUAUUGUGAAAGAAAGGAGUAUAAAGAUACUGAGGCAUAGAGUCGAUCGUUUGACGCAAACCCAAAGAGAAUUAAUCAGUGUAGACCUAAAUAGACUUUUAUCUAUCCCAGGCUUCAUGACAAUAAGAAAAACCAAAGGUGAUGAAACGAUUGUUGAAAUAGAUUUACUCGGAGUAAACGUGAGGGAUGUCAAUGAAAAUACGUUAAAUGCAAGCCCGAUAAGAUUCAUAUUCUGUUAUUACACCUUUCAAAGAAAGUAUGCCGAUGGUGUUGGAGGAGCAUGGACAGCGAAAGUAGUGAAUCAUGUGGCGAAGUAAUCGACUGUCAUAGGAUUUCAUCGUUUAAGAAAAUAAACCUUUCAUUUGAAAAUUCGAAUUUAUCAAA